AUGCUGCCCGCGCUGCCCUCGCCGCCCUUCCUCGCCCGCCAUGGGGGCUCUGCCCUGAAGAUGGAGCGGAUCUGUCUGUUGCUGCUCUCCUUGCUCCCCGCGCCCAGCAGCGCGCAGGGGGUCUACGCUCCUGCUCAGGCCCAAAUCAUUCAUGCCGGGCAGGCGUGUGUGGUGAAGGAGGACAACAUCAGCGAGCGUGUUUACACAAUCCGGGAGGGGGACACGCUGGUCUUGCAGUGUCUGGUCACAGGACAUCCCCGGCCACAGGUGAGGUGGACCAAAACCGCCGGCAGUGCCUCGGACAAAUUCCAAGAGACAUCGGUGCUUAACGAGACCCUUCGGAUUGAGAAGAUCCAAAGGCUGCAGGGGGGCCGCUAUUACUGUAAAGCAGAAAAUGGGGUUGGGGUCCCUGCCAUCAAGUCCAUUCGAGUAGAUGUGCAGUAUCUAGAUGAACCUGUUCUCACCGUUCACCAGACCAUCAGUGAUGUCCGUGGCAGUUUCUAUCAGGAGAAGACUGUCUUCCUCCGCUGUACUGUCAACUCCAACCCACCAGCACGCUUCAUCUGGAAACGGGGAGCAGAGGCUCUUUCCCACAGUCAGGACAACGGAGUGGACAUCUACGAACCCCUCUACACACAGGGUGAAACGAAAGUCCUGAAGUUAAAGAACCUGCGGCCCCAGGAUUAUGCCAGUUAUACGUGUCAGGUGUCUGUACGGAACGUGUGCAGCAUCCCUGACAAAUCCAUCACCUUCCAGCUCACUAACACUACAGCCCCACCUGCUCUGAAGCUGUCAGUCAACGAGACACUGGUAGUCAACCCUGGUGACAAUGUCACCAUGCAGUGCUCUCUGAUAGGUGGUGACCCGCAGCCAGAAGUGAUUUGGUCUCACUCACCUGGCCCAAUGCCUCCCAACAGCCUUGUGCAAGGAGGCAACCUCAGCAUCUGGAAGAUCCGCGUGGAGGACUUGGGCUACUACAACUGCACUGCUAUCAACAAUGUGGGGAACCCAGCAAAGAAGACAGUGAACCUUCUGGUGCGGUCCAUGAAGAAUGCCACGUUCCAAAUCACCCCUGAUGUGAUUAAAGAGAGUGAGAGUAUCCAGUUAGGGCAAGACUUGAAGCUCUCGUGUCACGUGGAUGCUGUCCCCCAGGAGAAGGUUGUCUACUCCUGGUAUAAGAACGGGAAACCAGCCAGGUUCUCAGACCGGUUGCUUAUCACCAGGAAUGACCCUGAGCUCCCACCUGUGACCUGCAGUCUGGAGAUUAUUGACCUGAGGUUCAGUGACUAUGGCACCUACCUGUGCGUGGCUACCUUCCAGGGAGCACCCAUCCCAGACCUCAGUGUGGAGGUGAACAUCUCCUCAGAGACAGUGCCACCAACCAUCAGUGUCCCCAAGGGCCAGUCGACCAUUACUGUCCGGGAGGGCUCCAGGGCUGAGCUUCAGUGUGACGUUCGAGGGAAGCCCAAGCCCCCCAUCCUGUGGUCCCGGGUAGACAAGGAAAUGCCCAUGCCUUCGGGGACGAUGACUGUGGAGACAUAUGAUGGGAAGCUGCGCCUGGAGAGUGUGAACCGAGAAAUGAGCGGCACCUAUAAGUGUCAGACAGCCAGGUACAACGGCUUCAACAUCAGGCCCCGCGAAGCCUUGGUGCAGCUCAACGUGCAGUUCCCGCCCGUGGUGGAGCCGGCGUUCCAGGACGUGCGCCAGGGCAUGGGGCGCAGCGUCACCCUGCGCUGCACCAUGCUCAAGGGCAGCCCCAUGAAGGUGGCCACCUCCGUCUGGCGCUUCAACGGGACCCUUCUGGCCCAGCCCCUCGCAGAGCAGCAGGACUACUCGGAGCUGAAGGUGGACAGUGUGAGCCGCGAGACCAGCGGUAGCUACGAGUGCAGCAUUUCCAAUGAUGUGGGAGUCUCCACCUGCCUCUUCCAAGUAUCUGCAAAAGCUUACAGCCCAGAGUUUUACUAUGACACUCCUAAUCCUACCUUGAGUCAGAAGCAAUCCAAGAAUUACUCCUACAUCUUGCAAUGGACGCAGAAGGAGCCGGAUGCAGUGGACCCUAUCCUCAAGUACCGCCUGGAAGUCAGGCAGAAGGGCUUUUGUGCCAUCACGCUAAUGAAGCUAGUGGGAUUGUAUAAAUUCUGCAUGGAAAGAGAAAUGGGUUUUAAGGUUUUCUGAACCUGAAGAGAAAUUCUACUAGAGUGGGGUGUGGGGUAAGAACUGAUGGAAAUCU
This is a messenger RNA of Nothoprocta perdicaria, 2230 nucleotides long. It is a transcript of the gene MDGA1, whose product is annotated as MAM domain containing glycosylphosphatidylinositol anchor 1. Gene Ontology annotation, cellular component: plasma membrane; axon; neuronal cell body. NCBI's taxonomy places the organism in Eukaryota, Metazoa, Chordata, Aves, Tinamiformes, Tinamidae. The transcript is spliced from 11 exons. The record is from RefSeq and is a predicted model, not a curated record. The coding region runs from base 1 to 2175 and encodes 724 amino acids. Gene Ontology annotation, molecular function: axon guidance receptor activity. Gene Ontology annotation, biological process: synapse organization; homophilic cell-cell adhesion.